AUGGCAACGGCUCGCUCAUCUGUGAUUACCCUGUCGCGAAGGUCGAUUUCUCGGCCGCGGCCUUGCCUAGGAACACGCCUUUCCGCAAGCCUUUUUCUAGCUUAUGCAGGUAGCGGCAGAAUUGUACGCCCAGCCCGUGCAAGGUUCUCGACCUCUACAGACGAGGAACGUCCGCGGGCUCCAAAGAUUGACCGUGCUGCUUCCAAGUUGUUUAAGACUGCGGAUGAAGCGGUAGCUGAUCUAAAGAGCGGGUCAACUAUCCUUAGCUCGGGAUUUGGCCUAUGUGGCGUUGCAGAGACUCUAAUAUCAGCGAUUCAUCGCAGAGGGGCGACUGAAUUGCACUCCUUGACAGCCAUCUCAAACAAUGCUGGCGUUGCCGGGAAGGGUGGGCUUUCUACUUUGACGCAAGCCGGACAGGUUGAGCGUUUGAUCCUUUCCUAUCUUGGGAACAAUAAAGCCCUUGAGCAGAAGUACCUGAUGGGGAACAUUGCUAUCGAACUGUGUCCUCAAGGCACCCUGGCGGAGCGGCUACGGGCCGGAGGCGCGGGAAUCCCCGCGUUUUUCACACCUACUGGGGCACAUACGUUACUCCAAGAGGGUGAGAUCCCCAUCCGCCUAGACGCGUCCGGAAAGGUGCUUGAGCAUGGUAAGCGCCGUGAGACCCGGGUCUUCAAUGGUAAAACUUACUUGAUGGAGACUGCGAUUAAUGGAGAUGUGUCAAUACUGCGGGCAUGGAAAUCAGACGCGGCAGGGAACUGCGUUUUCCGCUACACCACAAAGGCGUUCGGCCCCAUUAUGGCCAAAGCAGCUUCGCUUACCAUCGUUGAGGCGGAGAAUAUUGUUCCGAUCGGCUCGAUAGAUCCCAAUGAUGUCGACUUGCCGGGGAUUUUUGUGGACAGGAUCGUCCCGGCAACCGACAAAAAACACAUUGAGAUAGAGAAACUGCGAUCUAAGAAUGAUGAGAGUGAGUUAAAUUCUGCGCGAGAUGUUGCGACAGCCAUGCGAAACCGGAUUGCUAGAAGAGCUGCCAAGGAGCUCAAACAAGGCUACUAUGUAAACCUGGGCGUUGGUAUUCCAACGCUCGCCCCCUCAUUCUUACCUGACGGAGUCAAAGUUUGGGUACAGUCAGAGAAUGGAAUUCUAGGAAUGGGGCCCUAUCCCACCCAAGAUGAGGUCGAUCCUGAUAUCAUCAAUGCCGGCAAAGAGACCGUCACACUUGUCCCCGGCGCCGCAACCUUUGACAGCAGCGAGUCAUUUGGUAUGAUCAGAGGGGGACAUGUAGAUGUCUCAAUAUUGGGGGCUUUGCAAGUGAGCGCGAAUGGCGACCUAGCAAAUUACAUGAUCCCCGGAAAGGUCUUCAAGGGGAUGGGUGGAGCCAUGGACUUGAUCUCCAACCCCGAGAAGACCAAGAUUGUGGUGGCCACAAGCCACACGGCGAAGGAUGGAUCGCCAAAGAUUGUGACUGAAUGUAGCCUUCCUUUGACCGGUGCCAACUGCGUCAGCACGAUUAUUACCGAUCUGUGUGUUUUCCAGGUUGACCGGAAGAGAGGAACGCUCCUGUUGACGGAACUCGCACCGGAUGUGGAACUUGAGGAAGUCCAGAGUAAAACUGGGGCGAAAUUCAGUAUUGCGGAACACCUGGAGCUUAUGGAAUAA
Messenger RNA from Aspergillus heteromorphus CBS 117.55, 1656 nucleotides. Its product is annotated as 3-oxoacid CoA-transferase. NCBI's taxonomy places the organism in Eukaryota, Fungi, Ascomycota, Eurotiomycetes, Eurotiales, Aspergillaceae. The record is from RefSeq and is a predicted model, not a curated record. The coding region runs from base 1 to 1656 and encodes 551 amino acids. The transcript has 9 exons. Gene Ontology annotation, biological process: ketone body catabolic process. Gene Ontology annotation, molecular function: succinyl-CoA:3-oxo-acid CoA-transferase activity.